Messenger RNA from Colletotrichum graminicola M1.001, 510 nucleotides. RefSeq lists its product as uncharacterized. Gene Ontology annotation, molecular function: nucleic acid binding; zinc ion binding. The transcript is spliced from 2 exons. The record is from RefSeq and is a predicted model, not a curated record. NCBI's taxonomy places the organism in Eukaryota, Fungi, Ascomycota, Sordariomycetes, Glomerellales, Glomerellaceae. Bases 1 to 510 code for a protein of 169 amino acids.
AUGCCUCCACGCCACCAAACGCUUCCCCCGGCGCAGACCGCUGCCGCCCGCGAAGCUCUCCAAUCCUUUUACUGCAGCCUCUGCUCGAAAGGCUAUUCCCGCAUGAACGAUUAUGAAGCACAUCUUAGUAGCUACGAUCAUAGCCACAAACAGCGCCUCAAGGACAUGAAGGCCAUGGUCCGCGAUCCGAACGCCGGCGCCCGAGCACGGAAAGCCGAGGCCAAGGCUGACGGGCUUGUCAGCAUCAAGCUUGCCCCUAACGAACAGCCACACCAGACCGCCACCAUGGGAGGAUUCAAGAAAGGCGGCUUCAAGAAAUCAGGCUUCAAGUCGGCGUUUGCUCCGGCAGACGCUCUCGCUGCAUCGGCACCGGACACGCCAAAAUCAAAAGUUGGUCAAGCACUAGAGGCGGACAGGCUUGCGAAUGCUCGCGAGCGGGAUACUGCGGCCGAAAGCGAUACGGACGAUGAGGGUUACCAAGUCUAUGACCCAAGGCAUCCGACUGAUUGA